CGGUCCCCACCGGCCUCACAUGGGCGUCCACAGCCAAGAGCACCAAGGCCUGGCCCGCGUCCGAAGUCGCCGCCCCGCCAGCUGGCGGCGCCAUCUCCGGUCCGUCCAACUCCGGGUCCCCCGAGCCAGCUUCCGUGGUAUCGGGCCGCCGAGAGCUUCCACCGGCCGGAAAUAGAGGCCGCGAGCUUGGGGUUCCGGGCGCCGCCAAUGUCAAGAUCCGGGGGCCGUGCACCGGCCCAGCCUGAUGCCUGCGAAGAGCAGGCACGGCCCGGGAUCUCCGACACGGGCUGCACGAGACUGGCAGCAGAUACGAAGUCCGAGGCUGUUACGUUUGAGCUGGGUCUUGAGGACAAAGUAUUAGAGACCGAAACACUGGACACAACUGGAAAGGGGGAGCGGCCUCUCUGCCGUAGAAGCUCGGGAGCCCGGUGGGGGGGGAGGCGGAGGUCGCUGGUUCGCACGCUCGCUCGCUCGCCAAGGCGGUCCGUGGCGGUCGGCGGCAGGUCGGUCGCGAGAGCGGACGCUGUGCAGGGGGCGAGGCUAUGUCGCGGCGGCAGCCGGGGUGGGCCAGCAGGGCCGGGAAUAACGGGACGUCGCGGCGGAGCUUCUUCCCCCGGAUACAGCGCGGUCCGAGCGGAGGCCGCGGCGCCGCCCUUCGGUCCUGAGGAGCCCGCGCGGCGCGAAGCCCGUCCCACCUUC
Molecule: messenger RNA, 699 nt
Organism: Tupaia belangeri chinensis (Chinese tree shrew)
Lineage: Eukaryota; Metazoa; Chordata; Mammalia; Scandentia; Tupaiidae
Source: RefSeq, a predicted model, not a curated record